GGAGUUGUGUAUAAUGUUUGUAUUCUACGGGAAAUGUACAAGUUGUUGUUUUGGUGCCUAUAGUGUAUUCAUACACAUCAUGCUCACUGUCAAGCAUAGCUUAUAAUAUGUGACCAACUAUAUAACAUUGGAAUGAAAUGUGCGGUUUCACACCAUGCGGUCUACUGCCACCAUGCGGGACUGACUUACGCUGUGCGGAGCCAAGAAUCAACUGACUUGAAUAUUGUAAACCCCUGACCUGUGGUUAAAAUGAAGAAUUGGCUGCUUUUCGUUGUUUCUUUCUGUUUGGUUGUGAUAUGCAAAGGACAAGUUACCUGGUAUAAACCUUGUACGAACGAGUAUUAUAUAUAUACUGGUGUGGAGGUUAACUAUUCAACUGCAGUUAGUGCGUGUACUUCUAUGAACGCUACACUUGCUCGCAUUAAAACUGAACAAGUUCAAGAUUUUGUGAUGGGGAAGAUAAAAUUGUUGUAUCCAGAAGUAACGUUGAUGGCUUUCUACAUUGGGAUGAACCGAAUCAAUUCAAGUUCAACAGGAUUCCAGUGGAAUGACGGAACGAUGGUGACGUCAGGUUAUACGAAUUGGCGUUCUGGUAAACCAAAUAAUGCGGGUGGGAACGAAAAUUGCGUCGUGCUGCCUUAUAAGAUCGGUCUUUCAUUGCACGGCAAAUGGAACGAUCUAACUUGUUCAUGGAAUGGGCGAUACAUAUGUGAACGUAGAUUAGAAAAAGACACAACGACCCAACAACAAACAACAACAGACACACAAAGUACCGACAAAACACCAACAGAUACACAGAGGGCCUUCACAACAACAACAAACAACGACCCACUAGAACAGAUGAAGACAUGUGAAUUCUCAACAAUCCAUGUCGUCAUGUUCUCAUUAGGAAGUAUUGUUGGAACGAGUGUCGUAUUUAUUAUUGGAAUCUGGAUUUACUGUAAGAAACGAAUAAACCAUGACGUCACCGCACCCCCUCCCCCAAAACAAGAGCUGUAUCUUGAACCGAUACCUCACGACAUCAACGAUGGUUAUACGUUACAUUUGAACCGAACCAAUAGGUGAUUGUGACGUCUCGAAACACGUGAUGCCAACGAAUAACGUCACGUAUCUUACUCGGCGAUAUUUUGUUUACUUUAUAAAAGUUAAACCAUAUCUAUGGUUAAACGAGAAACUUCUCUUCUUUUUAGACCACAUGCUACCGAUGUCAUUUAGCUUUUUCUCACAUAACCCCGUCUUCUCAACUCUCUGCCCUUUUCUUCCGCACUUAAUUAAUGCAUAUGUACACUACUAAAUGGGACGAGAAAAUAGAAUAAAAAGGUGUCCCAUCUUCCCCACCCUACUGUAUUACUCUGAGUUACGGCUUUGUCACGCAAGGAUGUAACGUUUACGUUUUAUAGGUUGUUUUAUGAACAAAUAUUGUCGGCGUAUGAAAUUAGCAAUUCUUGAAUGAAUUGGCAUACAGCAGCGUAAAAAUACAAAAAGUACAUGAUGACUGCUUUAACUAUAAAUAAAUCACGUUGACAAACAUUGCGA
Messenger RNA from Ciona intestinalis (vase tunicate), 1536 nucleotides. NCBI's taxonomy places the organism in Eukaryota, Metazoa, Chordata, Ascidiacea, Phlebobranchia, Cionidae. The record is from RefSeq and is a predicted model, not a curated record.